Molecule: messenger RNA, 2970 nt
Organism: Clupea harengus (Atlantic herring)
Lineage: Eukaryota; Metazoa; Chordata; Actinopteri; Clupeiformes; Clupeidae
Gene: paqr7a
Product: progestin and adipoQ receptor family member VII, a
Biological process (GO): response to steroid hormone
Cellular component (GO): plasma membrane
Molecular function (GO): steroid binding; nuclear steroid receptor activity
Source: RefSeq, a predicted model, not a curated record
AGCCCUCCCCUUUACUUUCCCCCCGUCUGUUCCACAGUUAGAAGAAACAAACUCUAGCCUAUUCGCCAUCUUCAAAUGUAAGCUAUAACUCAUUUGUUUGUAUCGCAAAUUACUCUUUGCCACUAAUUAGACACCACUCACCGCCGACCGAGACACUGAGAUUGUUAUAACUGUCGCCAGCGAAAGAGGCGUGACCAAGUUGCUCAAUGAGGACAGAUAAACGAGGUAUUAACGCAAUAUCGCGGAUAGCCGCCGACAAAAGCCCACGAACUGUCGAAUGAGGCGGGUUUACCAAGACGGACUGGACGCACAGCUACCUCACAACCGGACUGAGUGAGUGUGAGACAGGACUCCAAAAGUGGACAUGGCAACCAUCGCCAUGGAGAGGAUUGGAAGGCUGUUCAUCAACCUGCAGCAGCUUCGGCAGGUGCCCCAGAUGCUGACCGAAGCUGCCCCUUCUAUGCCAGGCACGGUGAGAGACACAGAGGUGCCCCGCUUCUUCCGCGAGCGCCAUAUCCAGGCUGGCUACCGCCCCCUCCACCAGGGCUGGCGCUACUACUUCCUGUCUUUGUUCCAACGCCACAACGAGACCAUCAACGUGUGGACGCAUCUGCUUGGGGCCCUGCUGGUGCUGGUGAAGGUGGCUCAGCUCUCGGAGACAGUGGACUUUUUAGGGGACAGUCACUCCUGGCCCCUUCUUAUCCUGCUGACAUCAUCUUUAUCCUACAUGCUCUGUAGCACUACUGCCCACCUUCUGGCUGGCAAGUCCGAGCUGUGCCACUUCUCCUUCUUCUUCCUGGACUAUGUCGGCGUCGCCCAGUACCAGUAUGGCAGCGCGGUGGUGCACUUCUACUACGGGGUGGAGGAGGACUGGCAUGGGUGUGUGCGUGGCAUCUUCAUGCCCACUGCGUUUCUGCUCUGCUGCCUCUCUUGCCUCGGCUGCUGCUACGGAAAGUACCAGAACCACAGCCUGCCUCCCUGGGUGCGCAAGGUUGGUCAGGUGGUCCCCUCUGCGAUUGCCUACAGUUGGGACACAAGUCCGGUGUUCCAGCGGAUGUUCUGCUGGCUGUUUACUCACAGAGACGCAAACGUGGGUGAUGACCUUGCGCUGACCUAUCACUGUGGCCAAGUGGCCUUUUUCAUCUUGAGUGCCUACUUCUUCACACACCCAUUGCCUGAGCGACUGUUUCCGGGACGCUGUGACUUCCUGUUACAGGGCCACCAGAUUUUCCACAUUUUCCUAGUCCUCUGCACCCUGAGUCAGAUCCAGGCUUCUCACCUUGACUACCUGGGCCGCCGGAACCUCUACACCCGUCUCCACGGAGAAAACGAAGCAGCGUUUUUCGUUGGGCUCUACGUGGUGACCCUGGGAGCAUGUGCUUGGAUAGCCGUCUUCAUGAUUGGGAAAGUGAGACGACUACUCAUCAGCAGGGAAAAGUCUGCAUAACAGAUAAAACUACUGUACUGUAGAGUACUGUAGUGCCUGGAACGGUAUGACCUUUUUCUAUAGUUAAUAACUAACCAUUCUGGAAACCAGCCUGUUAUCUGGACUAGUUUGAUUGUCAGUACAUUGUAUCUUCUUAUCAACCCACUGACCUGCUGAUCUUGUGGGUAGCACUAUGAUACAUAAUUGCCUUUCAGAGCUGUACGGUACUGGUACUGAGAAAGUUAGACACUUUACUACAACUACACAUAUUAAUCAUCUAAAUCCAUAAAUGUUGACUUAAUAGUUUUUUAUUGGGCAAUCUAUUUUUUUAUAAAGAUUGUUGCUAUGCCCUGAUCAUUUUGGAGUCACUGAUGCAUACGAUUCAGAUAAUUCAUUAAGAUUCAUUAAGAAAAUUGUAUUAUUGAGGGAAGUUGACUGAAUGUUUUUUUUUAUAAUCAAAAACAUUAUUUUUAUAGACUUCUAUGCCUUUUAUGCGUUUACUACAGACCCUAUCAAAUAGAGCCUAUAGUCCAACACAGAACAAAUCCUGAGUAAAUAUCGCUAUCACUGUUCAGUGUUACUGAAUGUUGUUGUUUUCAUUGUUUGGGAUGUGUUGUUUAUGUAACAUCUUGCAGUGUGUGUGUGUAUUAAUGCACUUUAUAAUACUUUUAGUACAUUAUUAUCAUUUAUUAUUUGAAGGUCUAACCUUCCGUCUGAGACUGCCUGUAUGCGUGUAAUUGUUGUCUAUAGGAAGUGCCUUGGAGAGAUAUAAUGUUAUUUUAAUUUACAAUUGUCUACUGCUAUGAUUCAGCAUUAAUUGUAUUUUGUUAUGUGCCCACAUACCAGUGUUUAUGCGCAGUAUUAUUGCCAGGUCUUAUUGUGGGUGUUUAAUGUGGGCUUGUCAUUGCUUGGACAGUGUUGAUGUUUCUGUAUGUUUACAGUUUCAGCCUUUAACAUUCUGAAUGGUUCCAUUUGGACAGGCUUAAAGGGAAGAUACCAGUAUUAAAUCAGGGCAGCAUAACUCCCUUGGUUUCCUUGCAUGGGUUCUGCCAUUUUUCAUCCCCCUCCUUCAAUUUCUCCUCCUUGCGUUGCGUUGUUUUCCUCAGCUCUGUGACGCAAGCUUGGAUAGGCAUGUGCUCUCAUUGGCUGUUGAGUAAUGAUCACCAUGGUGAUACCAAAUUAAACACGAGUUUUCCCAUUCAGAUUGUGUAAAAGUGUGUGGAAAUGGAUGACCAGUCCUUUCCAUAUGGCAAAGAGCUUUCUCUCUCUCUCUCUCUCUCAUUGAAUGCAAAAUGUUACAUCAGUCUAUUCAAUUCACAAUUUAAAUGUUAAACCAGUCUCUGUUUGUCACAAUGCAAUGGUUCAGCUCAUUCAAAAUCAGAUAAUUGCCUCAGCAUUUGGUACUGCUGUGUGAAACUCUACCACAGCAACUUCCUUAAAUCAAACAGAAGGCUGCUAAAAUAACCCUGUGGAAAGAAUUAAAGUGCCCCCAUGUGGAGAUCAUUGAAAAUACAUUGAAUAAAUAUUUGUUUAAGAUUUUCUAA